CUUAUUGAUUAAUGAUAUUGAUGUGGAGCGAAUUCUGGCUGAGGGACCAUGGUCUUUUGACAAUAACCUGUUAAUACUUAGUAAGCCGGAACCUUUGGAAAACCCAGCUGAUGUACCAUUAACGCAUGAAUGUUUUUGGGUGCAAGCAUUUAAUCUGCCAGCAUCUUUUUUUACGGAAAAGAUGGCUGUUAUCAUUGGCAGGUUUGUUUUAGCAGACCAGAACAAUUUCAAGGGUAGAUAUCUUGAAUUUAUAAGGAUCCGUGUACAAUUGGACGUGAGCAAACCUCUGAAACGUCGGGUAAAGCUAAGGAACGGAGCAGAAUCUGUCUGGGCAGAACUGAAGUAUGAAAGGCUGCCUCACUUCUGUUUCAUCUGCGGAAAGAUGGGUCACGUUGAUAGACUCUGCCGGGAAUGGUUUCAGGGAUUUACGGCUGAGCAGGAGAAGCGGUUUGGGUCUUGGCUAAGGGCGGGGGUAGGAAAAAGAACACCAGAUUGAUGCACAUGGAGGGAGUUUUGAAGAAAUCCAUCCAAAAAACGGAUUAGAGGCGGGUCCUGGCAGUCAGGCCCGCCUAGGAUUAUGAGCUGCAUCAGUUGGAACUGCCGAGGGCUUGGCAACCCUUUGGCAGUUCAGGUCCUAGUGGAUAUGAUCCACUUGAAGCGGCCAAAGUUGGUGUUCUUAAUGGAGACUUUCUGCAACAGUUCCAAGAUUGAGAUGGUACGCAAGAAGACUGGUAUGCACGCUGGAUUUGGGGUGGAUAGCAUAGGGCAUCGGGGAGGCAUUGCUUUACUUUGGGAAGAUGGGGUACAUGUUGAUGUUCGGGACUCAUCCCCAAAUUUUAUUGAUGCUUGGGUCAGGAUGGAAGAUGAGAAGCCCACUUGGCGUUUUACCGGCUUUUACGGAUUUCCGGAAAGGCAUAGAAGAAGGGAGUCUUGGGAGUUAUUGAGGUUACUUAGUUCUCGAUCACAACUCCCUUGGUUAGUUAUGGGGGAUUUUAACGAUAUUCUUUUCGCUUCUGAAAAGAAGGGGAGGGUUCCUCAUCCGCCGUGGCUUUUGAGGGGAUUUAGAGAUGCAGUGUAUGGGAGUGGGCUUCAUAAUGUAUCGUUUGAAGGCUAUCAAUUUACCUAGGAACGGUGGCGUGGUUCGCGAAAUUGGGUGGAGGAAAAGUUGGAUAGAAUCUUGGCUUCGACAAGCUGGAUGGAACGGUUUAGUGAGGCGGCAGCUCAAUCCUUGGAAGGUUCACCCAGCGAUCACAUGGCUUUAUACAUUUGUCUAUCUCCAGCAAGAGGUAUAAAUCGUCGGAGGAGGUUCAAGUUUGAGAAUGUCUGGCUCCGGG
Molecule: messenger RNA, 1334 nt
Organism: Cuscuta epithymum
Lineage: Eukaryota; Viridiplantae; Streptophyta; Magnoliopsida; Solanales; Convolvulaceae
Source: the annotation of a GenBank genome assembly